CACAGGGCCAGGAUGCUGGUGGCCGUCUUGGAAAGUCUCUCGGUGCUGCAGUGGGGGGAUUGUACUCUGGGAAGCGUCUUAAGGGGGCCUACAAGAAAGCUGGGGAGGGACUUUUUAGGAUGUCGGGUAAUGGCAGGACUAGAGGGAAUGGCUCUAAACCAGAGAUGGGACGAUUCAGACUGGACGUUAGGAAGAAGUUCUUCACCAUGAGGGUGGUGAGACACUGGAACAGGUUGCCCGGGGAGGUGGUGGAAGCCCCAUCCCUGGAAGUUUUUAAGGCCAGGCUGGACGGGGCUCUGAGCAACCUGAUCUAGUGGGAGACGUCCCUGACCCAGCAUGGCUGUUAUUCUCUCCUUUCUUCCAACUAACUCAUUACACAUGAAAUUUUGAGUACUGUAGCUUUAGUUCUUGAGUUUUAUGGUGCUUUAUUAAACUCUUUAGCCCAUUCUUGUGCUGCCCAUUUUUGUCCAUACUUAGUGCAACCACUGGACUAAGGAAUACUUAAUGGAUGUGCCUGUCAGAUAACAACUGCAGCCACUGGAGAGUAAGACAUGGUACAUUUGAACCUCUUCUCUACCACGUUUUAGCAGCAAAUCUGAAAACCAUUUUAUGAAAGAUGGCAAGUACUGCUAUCUUCAUUCAAUAAAUGGCAAUCUGGACUAAAGAUUAGGCCUCACAAAGACAAGCCAGAAGUCUCAGCCUGCCUUACCUGCAGGACCUGUGGCUUCCAGCAGGUCCAGCGACGGCCUUUGAGUGCUCGGUCCCAACCCAGUCUCCACCCCACAGACUGCUGCAGAGAGAAGGUCCGGCGGGAGAUGCCGUGCUUCCGUGGGCAGCAGGGAUGGAGGCCAGGCUUGUUUCGACUCGUCUGGGCUCACUGCUGUUAGGGGAGGUCAGGUGCGUUCACUGAACCAGCAGAAAAAAAUAACGCUGCUGUGAAAAAAAGGAAGUUUCCUGCCAGUUCUCUCCCUGAAGCAGCUCCCUGCGGAGUUGUGGGCAGCGGGGCCAGCCGCAGGACAGCGGUGGCAGGGUGCUGGGGGGUGGGUCUGACCUCCUCUCAGUGCCUGCUAGCCGGCGGCAGGGCUAAGCCUUAAGGCCAGGCCUGAGCAAGAAGAGGCGUUUGAACAUCUUGUCUGGGGGCACAAGCAGAGGUAUGGGGGACAGUGUCAUCUCCAGACCCAAAGGGCAAGGCUCUGUGACACCAAGUUUCCAUGCAGUAGCUGUCUACGUAGGCAUCCCUGGUCCUGCUCACCGUAACCUUCCAGGCCACCAAGGAGAUUCAAAGCUCCAGCAGAGACCUGCCAGCCUCGUGUGAUGAACCGCCGCUUGCCAGAACUUGCACUGAGCUCCCCGGGAUGCUGAGCUCCUGACCACUCCUGAUUCCUCACUGUGCUGCUGGCAGAGGGGAAUUGACGUCCAGUUUGGGACAUUGGGCAGAGCCAAGCCCGUUACCAUCGUCUGUGCCCUUGGUGGACUGGGGCACUGGGCUGGACCCCCUGCUCUGAGGAGGAUCCACAUGAACAAGGGACAGAGUUUAGGCUGUCCCUAGUCACUCUGGUGGGAAGAGCUGCCUCCCUCCUCCUCUCAGGCUGGGAACCAGGUCACUGCUGGAAGCUGGAGAUGGUGCCACAUGGACCCACGGCCGGGGCCAGCAGCCUGGCGGCAGAGCAGUAGCCGAGCCCGAGCACCAUCGCUGGGCUUAGUGCUGCCCUGGGGGCUGCCGGCGUCCCCGCAGCGGCCGCGCUCCGGGGAUGUAGGUGCCGGGCGCAGGAGAGGUGCCGGGAGCGAUGGGCCGGCUGGAUGACCACGCCAAGAGGAGGAUCGUGGAGCUGCGCAGGGCUGGGCUGAGCUUCCGCAAGAUCAAGAAGGUGCUGGAGCUGGACGACAUCCGGGUGACACCACAGGCCGUGUACCUCUUCCUCAAGCGGAAGAGCGUGGAGCCGGGGCCGGCGGCAGCUGGCUGGGACGGGGACCAGCCCUGGCCCCCGCUGCGGGGGCACGAGGCUGAGCCGCCGGGUGCCCAGCCCCCCGCAAUGCCUGGCGGGGUCCCUGCAGGCAGCCGGGCGCCCUGCCCCGCUGGCAGCCAGGACACCAAGGAAGGCAUCCGGAUUGUCAGCGUGGCCUCGCUCUGCAAGGACAGUGAGCAGCUCGGGGAGAACCUGCCCAUGGGACUGACCCCUGGGAACGGCGAUGAUGGCUCCACAAGUGUCCCCUUGGCUCCAGGGAGCUGCCCCCCUCCGGGGGUGCCAGCCACCCUCCCGGAGCCCCUGCCCAGCCCAGGGCGGCUGGUUGCACCCCCCACCAGGAACCCAGCCCUGAUGAUGAAGAAGAAGAUCGUGGACAGGGCCAUCCUCCUGCAGAAAAAGGUCAAAGAUGUCAGCACUCAGACUGCCCUGCCGAACCCUGCAAGUCCUGGAAACCAAAGCCUUGCUUGGGGCGGACCAGUGCUUCCCCCCACUCCCAGCUCCCAUGCCAUUGCCGAAAAGCUGGAUACUGUACAGACAGAGAUCCAGAAGCUGAGCCAGGCCCUGCACGCCGUGCUGGAGCGGCAAUGCCGCCUGGAGCGCCAGCAGGAGCACCAGCAGCGGCUGCAGCAGGAGGUGCUGAUGACGCUGCAGCAGCUCAGCUCCACCGUGAGUCAUGGCACGGUGCCAGCGAACCAGCCCUGCGUCCCCUUCAGCAGUGUGGCCGAGCCCUCGCCCACCGUGCCAAACUUCAGCCAGUUCAAGAUGGAGCUCAUCUGACCUCACGUGACGCCAGCGUGCUCUAGCAGCGCUGCGCUGAUGGCAGGAUGAAGCCGUGAAGAAGAACCGCCUCUCAGAGGCUGUGGGCAGCUGCCUAAGGAUUAUGUGGAGCACCCGGCGGAGGAGAUCACCAGUGCCUCACGUUUUCAGCCCUGUUGACUGAAAGGGGCUGCCUGGCACAAGGGGCAGGGCAAUGGAGAGCUGAGGCCUUGCUUCUCCUGUGCUGCCCAUCCUGGGUGACACUGGAGCUGGCUGGUGGCCCACGGACUUCAGCAGUGCAGACAGGCUGCCUGCAAGCAAAGGCUACAACUAAGAGAGACAUAGCUGGGAGGCGGGUCUCAAAGAAAAAGCGGGGCUUCCUCUCCUGAGGGUCAGUGCCGUGACAAUCAAUCACAGAAAGGCUUUGCGCUCUCUCUCUGCAGAGCCUCGUUCAGUAAAAAUCUCCAUACACCCUG
Molecule: messenger RNA, 3199 nt
Organism: Chroicocephalus ridibundus (black-headed gull)
Lineage: Eukaryota; Metazoa; Chordata; Aves; Charadriiformes; Laridae
Product: E1A-binding protein p400-like
Exons: 5
Coding region: 1788-2744 (318 amino acids)
Source: RefSeq, a predicted model, not a curated record